Molecule: messenger RNA, 591 nt
Organism: Glossina fuscipes
Lineage: Eukaryota; Metazoa; Arthropoda; Insecta; Diptera; Glossinidae
Product: extensin-like
Exons: 2
Coding region: 1-591 (196 amino acids)
Source: RefSeq, a predicted model, not a curated record
AUGGCUGGCAUGGAUCUUUAUCUAAAUGACCCAGUGAACAAGCAGCAGCAACUGCAUCCGCAAUAUCAACAGCAAGCGCGUUCUCCUUUAAAUUUAGGUUUCCCGCCUGAGCUUGGAUAUGGCUAUCCAAUGUUUCAACCGAAUCAAUAUCCUUUGCAACCGCCAACUCAUUUCGGUUUUAAUCCGUUGCCUUUAUAUCCGCCCCUGUAUCCCGGUCUUGGUCCAUUUUUCAAUCAUUUCCCUCCUCCCCCAACUGGUCCAAAUCCUCAUCCUCCUCUACCACCACCUAUAAUACCGAUUCCACCAAGACGCACUACACGGAUGGAAGCGCCUUUCAUGCCAUCACAAUUUAUAGGUUUUGCGCUGAACGAUGAUCGCCGCCAUCCGCCUGAUCAUGCCAAAGGCAGUCAAACUCCCAGCGACACCCGAACUUCGAAUUCUGCCUACGCGAUGCCACUUUCUAAGCCAGUUUAUGAAACGCAAAGCAAUUCACCGAAUGGAAACGUAAAUGAUCCAUACCCUCCUAACAAUAACAAUAAUUUAAUAUAUAUGUCACCAAAUUAUACCUACGGCUUAUAUAAAAACAAUUAA